Saccostrea echinata is the source of this 2074-nucleotide messenger RNA. RefSeq lists its product as uncharacterized. The transcript has 2 exons. NCBI's taxonomy places the organism in Eukaryota, Metazoa, Mollusca, Bivalvia, Ostreida, Ostreidae. The coding region runs from base 1 to 2064 and encodes 687 amino acids. The record is from RefSeq and is a predicted model, not a curated record.
AUGUCUUCCAUCAUAAUAGUACAAAGUGAGCCGGAUACACAGCAUGUAUCAGAGUCAGUGUAUUUGGGAUUGUGUCGUGUGGUGGGGACCUCACAACAAGUCGCCAUGAGGAGAGACCUACUAAACAUUACAGAGCUAUUGUGGAACAGGACAAAGACCAAUGAUGAGAACACAAUUAUGACAACUGGAAGUAAGAGAGAGGGAUUCCGAAUGAAAGGAUCAGACGAGGACACCAUGUUCUGGCAAAAUGACCAUCGAGUGAUCUGGGAACUGUUUCAGAUACAGUUUUACAAAAUAGGAAGUCUAAAAGUAAUUCUUUCUGACGGUUCUAGAAGUCCCCCAGGAUAUACUCUGCUCUAUUUACUCUCGCCAAGCACAUAUAAAAAACUACAAGCAGCAUGUGUUACAAUAAAUAACACACUAUAUUUAUCUAGCUCCAGGUACAGACAGGUCAUGUGUUCUGCAAUAAAUCCUAAUUCAAAAAUUCAUGGACCGUGUGGGAGCGGAUCUAUAGGAACGUUAGAAUAUGAUAAUGCUCCCUGUUUUGCCUGUGAUUUUUGGCCUCCAUCUGCCUCUUCUUGGAUAGACAGAUGUCUUUCAUGGCCAAGUCCUAAUACUGUUCAUGAAAUAUUACAAAAUGGAUGUCAUUUUGCACCAAUAGGACAUAAAUCAGGAGAUCAUGAAAUCGACGAAUGGAGAAUUUCGUUUGCUUUGGCAGAACAAAAGCUCGUGCGCGCAAUGGAUCACUGUCAAUUCUUAACGUACGGUUUGCUUAAAUUGUUCUUAAAGGAAGUUAUAAACAAUGGAUUAAGUGAUGGGGAUACGUCAUUGUCUUCCUAUCACAUGAAGACAGCAGUUUUCUGGGUGAUUCAACAAAAUACAAUGUCCCACUGGUGUCCAAAAAAUCUCCUGGAAUGUUUCUGGGUCUGCUUUAAACUUAUCCUUAAGUGGGUGUAUGAGGGGGCCUGUCCUAACUUUUUUAUUCCAAAAAAUAACAUGUUCCUUGGUAAAAUAUAUGGUAAAGCCCAAAUUAAAUUGUUCACUAGACUGUAUGCAAUGUAUGAAAACGGUGUAAAAUUCUCUGUUUUACAAAUUGAAUCUAUCAGGCCGUAUGUUAUAAAUGUUUUUGAAAAUCCCACACUAUCCAUCUGUACAGAUGAACAAACUCUGAUCUCUGAGAUUGAGUUUGAUUUAGAACUAUUUACUGAAAUACGCUUAAAUGAUGCAAUGUUCAUAUUAAAUUUACAUCACUGCAUGAAAUACCUACAAACAGUAGAACAGUUGAUACAAUCACCUCUAACACAGUUUCAAAUUGUCAUGCUGCAGAAGCGUACAGCAACAUUCCUUCAAAGACUUGCUUUUAUUCUACACAACCUAAAUAGUACACACCUGAGUACAAACAAACUUAUGUAUGUUACUUAUAAAAUGUGUCGUCUUAUGUUGAUAGUGGCAGCCCACUUAGGGUAUGUAUCAGACAUGCUGUAUAUUGCUACUUACUUUUAUAUGACAUUUAGAUACAAAGAAGCUUUAUCUCUUAUAGACUUAACAAAGAUGAAGUUAGCCCAGCCACAUAUAAUUUAUAACAAAAAUGUUCAGAAAGAACGGUAUACUGAGGCUGUUGGGGGACAGUCAUGGUCCACUAAGCUGAGGAGGGCUGUAGCACGUGACAUUAAAUUUGACAAUGAAAUAAAUUACAUCAAUGAAUUGAUACUGGAACAGCAAGCCUGUGUAGAAAACGUUAUGCCAUCCCUGUGCAUCCCACCAUUGGUUCAGCUUCAUUUCCUUGAGGUUCUGUGCUGCAGACAUGUGGAUACAAUGAGAGCUCAAACAGCCUUACACAAUCUACAGGUCUUAGUUCAUCAGGAUCAGGAGAUAAAUAUUCCUUCACGACUCCGAGACAUAUCCUGGCAGAUUCUGGGGAUCUGUGAACAGUUGACAGGGAACCUCCUGGAUGCUUUAUACUCGUACCAACAAUCUUUUAAACAAUACCCAUAUCAUGAAAUUCAAAAAGUUUCCAUUGUAAGAAUCAUUAUAAUAAUUUUCAGACUUUUAGAGGUUUUUUGAUGAUGUACUG